This is a messenger RNA of Phragmites australis (common reed), 1530 nucleotides long. Its product is annotated as desmethyl-deoxy-podophyllotoxin synthase-like. Gene Ontology annotation, molecular function: monooxygenase activity; iron ion binding; oxidoreductase activity, acting on paired donors, with incorporation or reduction of molecular oxygen. The transcript has 2 exons. NCBI's taxonomy places the organism in Eukaryota, Viridiplantae, Streptophyta, Magnoliopsida, Poales, Poaceae. The coding region runs from base 1 to 1530 and encodes 509 amino acids. The record is from RefSeq and is a predicted model, not a curated record.
AUGGAGCAAGCGACGUACCUCUGCCUCUUCGUGGCUCUCUUGCUCCCUCUCCUGCUCCUCAGGCUGCUCAAGAAACGCGACGGCGACGGCGUUAGGCUGCCGCCCGGCCCGUGGAGGCUGCCGGUGAUCGGCAGCCUUCACCACCUCAUGGGAAACCCGCUCGUCCACCGCACGUUUGCCAACCUCGCGAGCCGGCUGGACGCGCCCCUCAUGUACCUCAAGCUCGGCGAGGUGCCCGUCGUGGUGGCCACGUCCCCGGACGCCGCGCGCGAGGUCAUGCGGACGCACGACGUCACCUUCGCCACGCGGCCGUGGAGCCCGACCAUCAAGAUCAUGAUGGAGGACGGGCAGGGUCUGGUGUUCGCGCCCUACGGCGACCUGUGGCGGCAGCUCCGGAAGAUCAGCAUCCUGGAGCUGCUCAGCGCCCGCCGCGUCCAGUCGUUCCGCCACGUCCGGGAGGACGAGGUCUCGCGCCUCGUCGCCGCCAUCGCCGCGACGCCGCCAGGGGAAGCCGUGAACGUGAGCGAGAGGAUCGCCGUGCUCAUCGCCGACUCGGCUGUGCGCGCCAUGAUCGGGGACAGGUUCAACAGGCGGGACGAGUUCUUGGUCUCGCUUGAGGAGGGGCUCAAGCUCGUAUCGGGGUUCAGCCUCGGCGACCUGUUCCCGUCGUCGCGGUUGGUGAACUUCCUCAGCGGCACGGCACGGCGAGCGCACGCGAACCACCUGAAGAACUUUGAGCUCAUGGACUGCGCCAUCAAGCAGCACGAGGAGCGGAGAGCCGCGGCGGCGGCGGCGAACGGCACUGUCGAGGAGGAGGAGGAUCUGGUGGGCGUGCUCUUGAGAAUUCAGAAGGAAGGUGCCCUCGACGUGCCUCUCACCAUGGGAAUCAUCAAAGCCGUUAUCCUUGAUCUAUUCAGCGCCGGAAGCGAGACAUCAGCAACGACACUACAAUGGGCCAUGGCUGAGCUUAUGAGAUACCCGAAUGCGAUGAAGAGAGCACAAGCAGAACUGCGCGAUAAUCUAAAAGGGAAACCGAAAGUAACCGAGGAUGACUUGGCCCAGAUGAAGUAUCUCAAGCUCGUCAUCAAGGAAACAUUGAGGUUGCAUCCGGCGGCACCACUACUUGUCCCAAGAGAGUCCAGGGAGUCAUGCAAGAUACUUGGGUAUGAUGUGCCAAAGGGCACCACGGUGUUCGUGAACGCAUGGGCGAUCAGCAGGGAUCCUAAAUAUUGGGAUGAUGCUGAGGAGUUCAAGCCGGAGCGGUUUGAAUCUGGUGCGAUCGACUUCAAGGGCAUGGACUUCGAGUACAUACCGUUCGGUGCAGGGAGGAGAAUAUGCCCAGGAAUGAUGUUUGCGCAGUCGAACAUAGAGCUUGCACUCGCAGCCCUGCUAUACCAUUUCGACUGGAAGCUCGCAGACGGGUUGAAGCCGAGUGAGUUGGACAUGACUGAGGAGAUGGGCAUCACUGUUCGGAGGAAGAAUGACCUGCUUCUGCGCUGCAUCGUCCGCGUGCCGCUCCAAUCCACAUAA